AUGGCGGCGAGCCCGGCGGCGAUGCCGCCGAAGCCCAAGACGACGGUGACGAGCAAGGCGGUGCUCGACGCCGUGGCGAACCGGCCGCGCCAUCACCUCGGCGACUUCAUCUACGAAGCCGGCCUGCAACCCGGACGGCUGCUGCCGACGAACCCGACGCAGAGGGGCUUCGCGUCGACCCCGAAGCCGCUGCCGUCCGAGGUCAUCGACGGCAAGGAGAACUGCACCCUCACCGUCAAGGUGCCGCGCGUGCACCUCUCGUCGGUCGCGCGCGAGGAGAUCACGUCGAGGGCCUUCCUCUGGGGCACCGACGUCUACACGGACGACUCGGACGUCGUCGCCGCCUGCAUCCACGCCGGCUGGAUCAAGGGAGAGUGGGCCGACGACGUCGACGGCUCGAUGCUCGACCUCGACGACGGCGACCGGCGCAAGGGCAGGAAGCAGGAGCAGGAGGAUGCCGCCGGCGCCGACUCGGAGGGGCUCAUCACGUCGCCGCCGGCCUCGGGGCCGCUGUCGAUCCCGCCGGAUCGAGACCUGCACGUCAACAUCCUCAUCCUGCCGAAGCUGUACAGCUACGCCGCCAUGACGCGCCACGGCAUCUCGAGCCGCGAGUUUGGCGGCCGGUUCGGGGACCGUCAGGCGUCCCACGACGGCAUCAGCUACAUGAUCCGGAGCAUCCGCUGGGUCGAGAACGGCGGACAGCCGCAGGCUCGGCUCCGCGGCAAGGCACGCAGGGAGCGGAUGCGCAAGGCCAUGAGGGAGGUGACGACGAGCUUCGGCAACAUGCACGGGCUCGAGCCGUCGCGGCAGGCCGACGGCGCCAAGGACCGGACGAGGGCCCUCGUCGGCGAGAUUUCGCCCAACUGGCGCCAGGAGGAGACGGAACAGGCCGCGGACAAGACCGAGGGCAGCGGCGGGCGCGAGCCGAGCGAGGGAGACAAGGAGAACCGGCUCCGUCACCCCGCUCACGGCGAUGGACCCAGCGACGGGAAGGAGGGGGAGGCGAAGGAGGGGGAGGCGGCACACGGAGCUGCCGAGAAGGCCGCCGACAAGGACGAGUAA
Messenger RNA from Drechmeria coniospora, 1062 nucleotides. RefSeq lists its product as uncharacterized. The coding region runs from base 1 to 1062 and encodes 353 amino acids. The record is from RefSeq and is a predicted model, not a curated record. NCBI's taxonomy places the organism in Eukaryota, Fungi, Ascomycota, Sordariomycetes, Hypocreales, Ophiocordycipitaceae. The transcript has a single exon.